CCUUCCUGUCUUAUUAUCACAAAACGGUGCCGUUUUUAACACCUCCCACGAAUUCAGAGUUUCCACUUUGCACCUUCUUUCUGAUUCCAUCUCUGCAACAACACCGUUGAGUUUUACACUGUCACAGUUGACCUAAACCCCAAAUCAAACCCAUCAAUCACAUCACAAAAACCCUAAUUUCCCCCAAAUUUCACCACAAAAAUCACACCCAUGUUCCCAAUAAUUCUCCACAAUUUUCAAUUUUCAAAAACCAUUGAAAAUUGAUCCCCAAAAAAAAUGCAGAAUUUUCCAGUUCGUUACCUUAUAGUCCUCCUAACCUUCAUCUGCACAUCAGUCUGUUACAUAGAACGCGUCGGUUUUUCCAUCGCAUACACCGUCGCCGCCGACGCUGCCGGAAUCAAUCAAUCAACAAAAGGUACAAUUCUCUCCACAUUCUACUACGGUUACGCUUGUUCCCAAGUUCCCGGCGGUUAUUUCGCCCAGAAAAUCGGUGGUCGUAAAAUUCUCCUCUUUUCAUUCCUCUUAUGGUCCCUCACAUGUGCACUUCUUCCAUUAGAUCCAAACAAAACCCUAAUUCUUGUCACUGCUCGUUUACUUGUUGGGGUUGCUCAAGGUUUCAUUUUUCCUUCAAUUCAUACUGUUUUAGCUCAAUGGGUCCCACCCCAUGAAAGAUCUAGGUCUGUUUCUUUGACUACUAGCGGUAUGUAUCUUGGUGCAGCUUUUGGAAUGUUGUUUCUACCUAGUUUGGUUAAGUUUAAAGGUCCUCAAUCUGUUUUUGUUGCUGAGAGUUUUUUAGGGUUUGUUUGGUGUUUUAUUUGGUUUAGGUAUAGUUCUGAUCCUAAGAGUUCGGCUUCGGGUGCCGGUGAAUCGUUAUUGCCAGUUAAUAAGAAGAUUGAUAGACGGGUUUCGGAUCUUAAGGUUGGGGUUGAGAAAAAUGGGGGUGAAGGGAAGAAAAGUGGGGUUGGAAUUCCUUGGGUGAAGAUUUUGACUAGUUUGCCUGUUUGGGCUAUUGUGGUUAAUAAUUUUACUUUUCAUUAUGCUUUGUAUGUGUUGAUGAAUUGGUUACCGACGUAUUUUGAAUUAGGGCUUAAGUUAAGUCUUCAUGAAAUGGGUUCGUCGAAGAUGUUGCCUUAUCUUAAUAUGUUUGUGUUUUCGAAUAUUGGUGGUGUUGUUGCGGAUUAUUUGAUUACGAGAAGGGUUAUGUCGGUGACUAGGACAAGGAAGUUUUUGAAUACGAUUGGGUUUUUAGUUGCUUCGUUUGCGUUGAUUGUGAUACCGAGUUUUAGAACUUCAGGUGGGGCUGUGUUUUGUUCUUCGGUGGCGCUAGGGUUUUUGGCGCUUGGUAGAGCUGGGUUUGCAGUGAAUCAUAUGGAUGUUGCUCCGAGGUAUGCUGGAAUUGUGAUGGGGGUUUCGAAUACCGCUGGUACUUUGGCUGGUAUUGUUGGUGUUGAUCUUACUGGGAAAUUACUUGAGGCUGCCAAGGCGUCUGAUUCGGAUCUUUCGACUCCGGAAAGUUGGAGGCUGGUGUUUUUCAUUCCGGGACUUUUAUGCGUUUUUAGUUCCCUGGUAUUCUUGUUGUUUUCUACUGGGGAGAGGAUUUUUGAUUGAGGUACCCUUGUAACAUUCUUUGAUUGUUGAAUCAUUGAUUUAAUCAGGUGCUCUUAUAUUGUGGAGAUUUUAAUUUUUAUUAUAUCUCCAUGUUAUGUUAUUCAUUCUUGGAUAGGAGAGGUGAUGUACAAAGCUACCCAGCGAGAUUGUAUCAUCAAUGGAUAUGAGUUUGUUAUUGUCAUUUGACACUUAUGAUUUUUCCAACAUGUACUAUUUCUAGUUAGUAAAGGUUACAAAUUUACAAUACUGCUGUAUCAACAAUGAUUCUGAGGUGUUAAUCUAUGCCUUGGAUGAAACUCAUAUUUUAGUAUAAGAUUAAAAGAUUGUGCACUUCACAUUUUGAUUCAUGUACUUUGUUAUUUGUGGAAUAAAUUUGAAAGGUGACGUUGCAACCAUUUACUUCA
This is a messenger RNA of Medicago truncatula (barrel medic), 2012 nucleotides long. RefSeq names its product probable anion transporter 5. Gene Ontology annotation, molecular function: transmembrane transporter activity. The transcript has a single exon. The coding region runs from base 277 to 1608 and encodes 443 amino acids. Gene Ontology annotation, biological process: transmembrane transport. Lineage: Eukaryota; Viridiplantae; Streptophyta; Magnoliopsida; Fabales; Fabaceae. The record is from RefSeq and is a predicted model, not a curated record.